Messenger RNA from Talaromyces amestolkiae, 3687 nucleotides. RefSeq lists its product as uncharacterized. The transcript is spliced from 4 exons. Gene Ontology annotation, biological process: phosphatidylcholine biosynthetic process. The record is from RefSeq and is a predicted model, not a curated record. Gene Ontology annotation, molecular function: phosphatidylethanolamine N-methyltransferase activity. Bases 1 to 3687 code for a protein of 1228 amino acids. Lineage: Eukaryota; Fungi; Ascomycota; Eurotiomycetes; Eurotiales; Trichocomaceae.
AUGGAUUCUGCCAGUGCAUCCGGUACCCAGCGGCAAGAUGAGGGCCUGCGAGAGCGGGUGAGGCCCUCUCAACCUGUCGACGUCAACGCCGUCGACCAGGCGCUCGCGACUGCUGGCUACGGCGUGACCACCGACAACAGGACGAGUGACGACAAAAAAACCUUUGGAAGGACGCCAGAUGGAACUAUCUUUACCGUCCCCCAGACCCAUGAUAUGGUCUCACAAUUGCUCUCUCCAACCCAACCCAAGAAUGUAUCCGACCUUCUAGUCCUGGCAAUCCUUGCCGCUCAUAUAUUUAUAUUUUGGGUCCUUGCCCCAGAGGCCAGAAUUCCCGUCUUCGCGGCGAUUUAUAUGUUCUGGAGGACCUCAUACAACGGCGGAAUCGGAUGGCUUCUACACAACCAGUCGCACCACAACACCAUGGUAAGAUGGGCUACCAAGUCCAAGAUUUUUGUCAAUCCAUCGACGGGCAAGAAUCCUCGUCCAUUGCUCUAUCGGCUGUUGAAAAAAGACAUGGAAACCAUGAUACCUAAGGAUUAUUCGUUUGAUGAGGCUCCCUUAGAAUACAACACAUGGCUCGUCUUCCGACGCUUUGUCGACGUUAUUCUGAUGUGUGAUUUCACGUCAUACUGCCUCUUUGCCAUAGCAUGUGGAAGCCGCCCAGAGAACGAGACUACCCUAAUGACCACUCUCAGGUGGGCCGCAGGUUGGGUGUUGGUAAUAUUCAAUCUUUGGGUCAAACUCGACGCUCAUCGAGUCGUCAAGGACUUUGCAUGGUACUGGGGUGAUUUCUUUUUCCUCAUUGACCAAGAACUUACAUUCGACGGAGUCUUCGAAAUGGCACCACACCCUAUGUAUUCUGUAGGCUACGCUGGUUAUUAUGGAAUCUCGUUGAUGGCCGCCAGCUAUAAAGUGCUAUUCAUCUCAAUUAUCGCCCACGCAGCUCAGUUCGCAUUCUUGAUCCUGGUGGAAAACCCACACAUUGACCGCGUCUAUAACUCACCGCCACCUCGUAAGCGCUCUGACCAACACGACCUCAAGAACCUGAACGGUCUCAACACGCAGACAUCCCCAAUAAGCGACUCGUUUCCUACAACGCCCACGCCCAACGGAACUGACGACAAAGCCGCAAUGCAACAACCUCCCUCAUCCGUACAUAAUCUACUCGGGCUACAUAAUCUGGAUCUUCAUAGAGUAACAGACUCAUCCGUCAUCCUUAUUCAACUUCUCGUCUUCGCCUUAACAGUCCUUACCCCAUCUACUCCAUUCUAUCAAUAUCUAUUCGUGGCAAACGCUGCGAUCUGGAGAUGCUGGUAUUCCAUAGGCAUGGGAUACAUUCUCCAUCGUCAAUCCAAAUAUAAAUCUUGGACCCGUCAUUUUGUCAAGUAUGGCGAGAACACGGAUGAGGCAUGGCGUCAGUGGAAAGGCUCAUACCAUCUUAGCAUGACUAUGUGCUAUGCUAGUUUCAUUGCCGCUACCUGGAAAAUGUAUAGUAUGCCGUCUGACUGGAACCAUGGCCUGGCUUUACUCAAGCACACGCUAGGCUUCAGUUUGGCAGCGUUGCAAAUCUGGACAUCCGUCAGUAUCUAUGAGUCCCUCGGUGAAUUUGGAUGGUUCUUUGGAGACUUUUUCUUCGAUGCACAGUCCAAGUUGACCUACAGUGGUAUCUAUAGGUUCCUCAAUAACCCCGAACGUGUCUUGGGACUUGCUGGUUUAUGGGGCGCUGCUUUGAUAACCAGCAAAGGUGCUAUCAUUUUCCUUGCUCUGCUCAGUCAUAUCCUUACACUCGCUUUCAUCCAGUUGGUGGAACGUCCUCACAUGCAGAAGCUCUACGGUAGAAGUUUACGAAAGGAUGCAGGCUUGGUCAAGAACCUGAAACGAUCAUUGCCUCCCCCGCUGCAACAAUUGGGUGGUAGCGUUGAUCGCAUGAUGGAUGAAUCUUUCGAGUUUGUCGAAGAACUUUUAGACUCUGCUCGACCCAAACUGGCCACUGGUGUGAACACGUUCAUGAAGGAUGCCAAGUCCUUGUUCCGCCAGUAUCCCGCACGAAUUACGAUUUCUCGCUUGGACGAUGAAGUCGCGGCAGGUUACAAUUUGGAGGACUACUCACUCGAAAUCGAGGGAACGGAGUCUUCGCCGUCCGCACAGGUAGAACGAAGCAGCGGCAAAGAAGGCGCCAACGCUAGAGCUCCACCCGAGCGACGUGGUGAUCUGAAAAGCCUGAUAUUCGAAUACGGCGCCCCAAUCCGAGUCAAGUGGACCGCACCUCUGAACCACAGCAAGAAAGAUUGGGUAGGAUUAUACAUGGUCACCGACAACACCCGGCGAGAAGUCACCCGCGUCUCCUCCCAGGGAAGAUGGAUAGCCACCAACGAAGGCGCCUACGACAGCUUAACCUGUGAAAAGGGCCUCGUCACAAGCGACAUCGUUAUAUCCGCCUCGCGCCGCCGAGACGGCGAAAACCGCGAUCUCGCAUCCGGCGAAAUGGUUUUUUCGGGCGACAAACUCUUCUGGACACAGGGUGUCUUUGAGUUCCGCUACCACCACAAUGGUAAACACAACGUCAUGGCCAUUUCGCGACCUUUUGAGAUCCGUAUCGGCCGUUUUGAUGAGGAGGAUGUCGUCAAUAUGGAUACCGCCACUGCCAAGAGCGAUGGAUUGAUCCAGGCCGCUAUUGAAGAGGCGUUACUACCGGUUGUGCGUAACUGUUUUGAUAGAGAUCCGGAGAUUGCGCCGGAGACGUACGAUGAGCAUUUUGGGAGUUUGGUUGAUCGGGAUGGGAAGUAUGCUAAGAGGGUCGUUUUUGCGGUUCAUCAGAUGUUCGGCGUUGAACUCGCUCCCGAAGUCGUUCGCGCUGAUGGAAAUGUGCGAAAUAUGGCAUGGAGAAUCUGCAAUGCAAAGAAAGUUUUGAUCGCAUGCGCAGUACAUGGUCCACGACCUCUGCCACGCUCAGCAAACUACUCCCCUAACCUGCUGCUCACAACCCACGUGAAAUACGCACCGUUUGCCCACCGACGACGAAAAGGACAUAUACGCGACGCCAGCGAGCGUGAUCUGGGCGUGCAUCUUGAAACCGCCAUUAGAGGAGCCAUAAUAGCCGAGCGCUGGCCCAAAAGUGCGCUGGAUGUGACCAUUACUGUUCUCGAAGCGGAGGAUGAUCGGUGGUGGGGUGAUGCAUCUGGUUCAUCGGAUGCAUCUUGGGGAAUGAUGAAUGUGCUUGCGGGCUGUAUUACGGCUGCAGCGGCGGCUAUUGCCGAUGCGAGAAUUGAUUGCUUGGACUUGGUUGCUGGCGGUGUCGCAGCGCUGGUUGCUGAUGAGGAGGAAGGUGAUAGCAAAGAUAACUCAACUGGACAAGGCUCUCGUCCGUCUCCCAGGUUAUUGCUUGAUCCGGAUCCGUCUGAACAUAAGAAUAUCAUUGCUGCGUGUGUUGUUGGAUAUCUUCCUGGUCGUGACGAAAUCACAGAGAUAUGGCUGAAAGGUGAUACGUCUGAAGUAGCUUCGACUACAGCGGAGGAUCAGAAGGUGUUUGGACAUGAUGUGUUGAUCGAUGGUGCUAUUGAUGCAGCACGUGCGGCUCGCUCUGUGCUUGCUGCUGCCGUCAGAGAGUCGGGKGAACGKUUUAUUGCGCAGUCCAUGGGUGUCUCGGAUGCUACACAAGCAGGGACAAAAAUCGAAAUGAAGACUUGA